AUGAUCAACAUCCUGGGGGCGCGCGCCCGCAAGCUCAACGAGGAUCACUUCGAGCCCCUGGCGGACGAGAUGGUGCUGCAUUUGCCGGUGCCCGCGCCUGAGUAUGUGUGGGGCGCGUGCAGCGAGGAGGAGUGGCUGCUAGCGCGGCCGCAUGCGCUGUCGCAGACGCUGUAUCAGCUGCUGCAGAUGAAUCGGAUGGAGGAUGGUUCUGGCGUGUUCGAAGAUUGCGCCGGGAGGUUGGUAGUGCAGCUGCAGGGCAGGUAA
Messenger RNA from Aspergillus lentulus, 264 nucleotides. RefSeq lists its product as uncharacterized. Lineage: Eukaryota; Fungi; Ascomycota; Eurotiomycetes; Eurotiales; Aspergillaceae. The record is from RefSeq and is a predicted model, not a curated record.